Molecule: messenger RNA, 474 nt
Organism: Arabis nemorensis
Lineage: Eukaryota; Viridiplantae; Streptophyta; Magnoliopsida; Brassicales; Brassicaceae
Source: the annotation of a GenBank genome assembly
AUGGAGAGUGUGAUGAUGACAUGGAGCAGAGAAGAAGAGAAAUCAUUCGAGAAUGCAAUUGCGAUGCAUUGUGUUGAAGAAGAGAUAACAGAUGAUCAAUGGAUGAAAAUGGCUUCAAUGGUACCAACUAAAUCUAUACAAGAAGUGAAAAAACAUUACCAAAUCCUUUUAGAAGAUGUCAAAGCAAUUGAGAAUGGUCAAGUCCCUUUACCUCGUUAUCAUCAUCACAGAAAACUCGACGAAGUAGCAGCAGCAACUUCUCCGGUGAACAGAGACUCUCAUUCCUCCGGUGGUAGUGGAUCAUCGGAGAAGAAACCAAACCACGGAGUCUCCAAUGGAGGAGGAGGAGGAAGAAACGGUAGCUCUAGAGCUGAACAAGAAAGAAGAAAAGGGAUUCCUUGGACCGAAGAAGAACAUCGGUAUCUUCUCCUUCUUCGAUAUCUUUUACGUUUUGAGACAAAACUAUUAUUUUGA